UGUUCAUGGCGGUCCUGAGUGUAGAGAUGAUAAUGGGGGUUGUGGGAAACAUAGUAAUUCUACUGGCAAAAUUCAAGUGCAGGGAUCAGUUCCUGUGCACCUGUUGGCUCCCUUUGGUCAGUUUGUCACUCUCUGACCUUGGCUCCUCCCUGCUCAUCAUCUCUGGAUCCCUGUUUGCUGUUGUAACAGGGAAUCAGAGUUCACCGUGGUGUGAGAUCGUCAGCCUGCUCAAAUUUGCUUUCAUCACUUCCUCCAUUGGCAGCCUGGCUAUCCUGUGUGUCCAAAGAACCAUGCGUGUGGCCUCCACAGGAAGCUGUCUAUCUGUUGUCAUGGCAGCAGCUUGCCUGGCUUCCUGGGUGACAGGGGUGGUGAUUGGCAGUGUGCCCGUGGUGUAUGACUGGAUCAGGUACGACCCAGCGGAAAUGCUCUGUGCCGUCUUCUGGGAGAGCAGCUACUCCGACAUGCUGGUGUACAUUCUCUGCGCCUUUUCCGUCUGCAUCUUCCUCCCUUUCCUGCUGAUCGUCUUCUGCUCCACCCUGACAUCUGCUGGCUGGGGGUGGAACUGCAGCAGUGACCUGUCCUCUGUCACCCCUCUGUUGGUGGCGUUCUACAUGUUCUGCUACACCCCGUUUUUCAUCUCUGAGCUGGUGUUGCUGGGGAGGCGGGACCUAUCGCCGGCUCCUGAUUGGCUACGCACAAUGUCAUCGAUGAUGGCCUACCUGGACUGUGGGCUGAACCCGCUCAUAUUCUGCACCAAUCAGGAAUUCCGUCAGGCAGUGCUGGGCCUGCUGUGGACCAAUGGGAGGUCACCAACCGAACCGGUUCUGACAGCAGUGGUGAAGCUGGAGCUGUGAGACAGGCGUAGUGAUGUGCGCUUCAGUUUCUAUGCCAACAGGUCCUUUAGUGAUGGCAGUGCGGUACGGUGAUUAGGGAAGUGAACUCAAGAAACGGCAGAUUCAAAUCCAAAGUUGGACUGUUCUGUUUGUUGUACCCUUCAGCAAAAUAAUUAACUGGAAAUGUUUAAGUUAAUAUCUAGCUGUUUAAGUGGACUGUGUUUAAAAAUUUGGAGUCGUUAUUGAUAAGA
Anguilla rostrata (American eel) is the source of this 1084-nucleotide messenger RNA. RefSeq names its product galanin receptor type 1. The record is from RefSeq and is a predicted model, not a curated record. NCBI's taxonomy places the organism in Eukaryota, Metazoa, Chordata, Actinopteri, Anguilliformes, Anguillidae. The transcript is spliced from 6 exons. The coding region runs from base 6 to 854 and encodes 282 amino acids. Gene Ontology annotation, biological process: cellular response to light stimulus; phototransduction; G protein-coupled receptor signaling pathway. Gene Ontology annotation, cellular component: plasma membrane. Gene Ontology annotation, molecular function: G protein-coupled photoreceptor activity.